Messenger RNA from Gracilinanus agilis (Agile Gracile Mouse Opossum), 3483 nucleotides. RefSeq names its product TBC1 domain family member 31 (gene TBC1D31). The transcript is spliced from 24 exons. Gene Ontology annotation, molecular function: protein binding. The coding region runs from base 1 to 3303 and encodes 1100 amino acids. NCBI's taxonomy places the organism in Eukaryota, Metazoa, Chordata, Mammalia, Didelphimorphia, Didelphidae. The record is from RefSeq and is a predicted model, not a curated record. Gene Ontology annotation, cellular component: centrosome.
AUGAGGAAACUGAAGCAAACAGGGUUAAGUGACUUGCUCAGGAUCACACAGCCUGUUUCUGAGGUCAGAUUUUCAAUCAAGAAGAGGAGUCUUCACAAACAAAAAAAAAACCUUAACUGUUUCCAUAGCACUUUCUUCACUCUAAGCCUGAGACUCAUAGUGAACAUUGUUCAUACUGCUGCGGAAUAUCAGCCAAAGGCCCUGAGGUUUUUGAAUGUGGCUUUUGAUUCUACAGGAGAUUCCUUCCUUGCCGGAGAUCACCAAGGCAAUAUUUAUGUUUUUGACCUCAGUGGAAACAGGUUUACCCUUGUUCAACGAACAUUGCAGGCUUCCACAGCUCUCGCCUUUAAUCUUCACAGGAAGACUGAAUUCCUGGUGGCUUUGGCAGAUUAUUCCAUUAAGUGUUUUGAUACAGUCACUAAAGAGCUGGUUAGCUGGAUGAGCGGACAUGAAUCUUCAGUAUUUUCCAUCUCUGUCCAUGCAUCUGGGAGGUAUGCAAUCACCACAUCACUUGACACAGCCCAGCUUUGGGACCUGGAUACUUUUCAGAGAAAAAGAAAGCUUAAUAUCAGCCAAUCUGUGGCCAUACAAAAGGUAUUCUUUCUUCCAUUCAGCAACACCAUCCUUAGCUGUUUUAGAGACAAUUCCAUCUUUGCCUGGGAAUGUGACACACUUGUUUGUAAAUAUCAAUUGCCGCCAACCCCUGCUGAAUCUGAUCUGAAGUACAAAGUUUUUGCUGUUACCAGAGACGGUCGAAUCUUGGCUGUUGGAGGUAAAUCAAACCAUCUUCACUUGUGGUGCUUGGAGACCCAACAACUGUUUAGAAUAAUCCAGUUGCCAACAAAAAUUCGAUCCAUUCGCCACAUAGAAUUUAUUCCUGAUAGUUUUGAUGCUGGUUCUAAUCAGAUUCUUGGAGUGUUAGGUCAAGAUGGCAUUAUGAGGUUCAUCAAUAUACGGAACUGUAAACUUCUUUUUGACAUUGGGACCCUUGAUGAAGGAAUCUGCACUUCAGUAAUUAGUCCAAAUGGACGAUACAUUACAGCAAUCAUGGAAAAUGGGAGCCUAAAUGUAUAUUCUAUUCAGGUUUUAACCCAAGAAAUAAAUAAGCCGCCUCCUCCUCUUGUGAAAGUAGUUGAAGACUUGCCCAAGAAGACAGGACCAAGUCAAAUGAAAGUAAGAGUGAUAGGAGGAAAGGUACAGCGGCCACGGAAAGCAAAGGACUGCAAAACCACGACCAAAAUAUUGAAAAACGUAAGGGACACCGACCUUGAAAAUAAAGAGAAUGACCUGCCAGAUGGUUUAUGCAAAAAAAGCCUGCAAACCUUAUUAAGAGGCUAUGGAGAAUAUCCAACAAAAUACAGGAUGUUCAUUUGGCGCUCCCUACUCCAACUGCCAGAGAAUUAUUCAGCAUUUAAUAGCCUGCUAGAUAAGGGUACUCACUCUGCAUUUAUCAACAUCCAUGAAAAAUACCCCAUCAAGAGUAGGAAAUUACUGAGGAUUUUACAGAGGACCAUGUCUGCAUUAGCUCACUGGUCUGCUAUCUUUGGUGACACUCCAUAUCUCCCUCUGUUAGCAUUUCCAUUCGUAAAAUUAUUCCAGAACAACCAACUCGUCUGUUUUGAAGUUAUUGCCACUCUCAUAAUUAAUUGGUGUCAACAUUGGUUUGAAUAUUUUCCUAAUCCGCCUAUCAACAUCCUCAGUGUAAUUGAAAAUCUUCUGGGCCAUCACGACAAGCAGCUGUUGCAGCAUUACAUGAACUGCGGAGUGACCGCCCAGUUAUAUGCGUGGCCUCUUCUAGAAACCGUGUUCUCAGAGGUUCUCACACGAGAAGAAUGGCUUCGAGUAUUUGACAAUGUCUUUUCCAACCACCCUUCGUUCCUCCUCAUGAUUGUGGUGGCCUACAACCUCUGCUGCAAGGCACCUCUACUCAACUGUAAUCUUAAAGAUGACUUUGAGUAUUUUUUCCAUCAUCGUAAUAACCUGGAUAUAGCUGUUGUAAUUCGAGAAGCCUAUCGCCUCAUGCUUUGCACCCCAGCUGAUAUUCAUCCGAAGAGUAUGCUUGAUGACUUUGUCCCACUGACAAAAAGUCAAUACCCAGUCUUUAAUAAGUAUCCCAAAUUCAUCGUGGAUUAUCAGACACAUGAACUAGAAAAAAUAAGGAAUGAUGAACUGGAGUACUUAAAAGAGAGGCAGGCAAUCCAUGAAAUGGAAGCUGAAAUACAGCGACAGAAAGAUGAAGAUGAAGUUUGGUACCAGAAACAAGAGCUGCUACGUGAGGCUGAGGACAAGAGGAGGGAUAUUCUUCUGGAAGAAGAGAAGAAGCUUUUGGAACAAAGAGAUAGACUAGUUGCAGUGAAAAGAGAUCUGAAAUUAAAAGAAAUACAGCUCCUUAGUGCUUCAAGAAAGCGUUUUCUGCAGAAUCAGCAAGACCAACGUGAAAUGGAACUGAGAAGACUAGAUGAUGAAAUUGAAAGAAAGAUAUCUUUGAGAGAUGAAGAAAUUGUGACUACAGCCAGAGAAGUAGGAUUACAAAAAUUGGAAAUCGAAACCCAAAGAAGACUCUUAGAACAGCGACUUGCAAAAAAUAGGGAACUUGCUUCCCAAGAAAUCAAAGAAGAUAUUGAUAACUACAGAAGAAAGAGUGAAAUCGAAGAGCGCAGGUUGCAGAAAGCCAUAGAGAUGGAUGAGUGUCAGAACCUGAGGACUCACAAGGUGAUCGAAGAAUCUUUGGCAGAUGCUGAACAAGCAUGUAUUGAUACCGACUGGCAAAUCCAGAUUUUACUUAAACGAAAAUUUGAUGAGGAAGAACGCAAAGCACAGUAUGAGGAGAUCGCCAGGCUUCUUCAGAGGAACAGAACUAAAGAAAUGGAGGCACUGAAUGCACUGAAGGGGUUGGAAAUAGGAAAGGGGAAAAAAGAUGAAGCGAAUCCUUUGUGGUCAUCAUCUUCGCAUACUCCUCUGUGUGAUCAUGUCAAAAGGAAAUAUUUUAAUGUGGCAUCCUCUGAGUGCCAGCACAGACAGGACGGACGCUCUGGCGACAGGCCUCUGGAGUUCAAGACCAGGAGCCCAGCCAAGCAGGCGUCCUCUGCCGUGCUGCCCGAAAGCCGUCUCCAUUUCAUUCCCGGGAUCGAUCCCGAAACACACUUUUCUUUGGAUCGCAAACGAGAAGAACUGGAAAAGAGGGAACAUGAACUCAUGUCCGAAAUAAGGAACCUUCGAUACAAGCACACCCAGCAGGCCCGUCAGAAACUCGGCACCCCACUUUCCCGCUUACAUCGCGAUACAAAUCUGCUCAUUACCUGAAACGGAUUGAGGUACACACUUAUUUGCAAUCAAAGGAACUGAUUUUAGAUCAUUUUAAAGUCUGCCUAAAUUAACCUUUUUGUAUAUAGAAAUAUGGUGUCAGUGAAAAAUAAUGUAUGCUUUGUAUAAGCUCUGACAGUUUAUUUAUCUUGUGCUUAUUGAAAUAAAAUCAUCUUUUUU